AUGUGCCAAAGUGGAUGUUGCUCUACUGGAUGCUGCUCUGUUGUGAAGAGCAAAACGGUGUGCUGCAGUCCCUGCCAGAAGACCGUCUGCUGUGACCCAUGCCAGAAGACUGUCUGCUGCAGCCCAUGCCAGCAGUCUUGCUGCUGUGACCCAUGCCAGCAGUCCUGCUGUGACCCAUGCCAGCAGUCUUGCUGUGACCCAUGCCAGAAGCCCUGCUGUGACCCGUGCCAGCAGUCUUGCUGUGACCCAUGCCAGAAGCCCUGCUGUGACCCAUGCCAGCAGUCCAUCUGCUGUGACCCUUGCCAGAAGCCCUGCUGUGACCCAUGCCAGCAGUCCAUCUGCUGUGACCCAUGCCAGAAGCCCUGCUGUGACCCAUGCCAGCAGUCCAUCUGCUGUGACCCUUGCCAGAAGCCCUGCUGUGACCCUUGCCAGCAGUCUUGCUGUGACCCUUGCCAGAAGCCCUGCUGUGACCCUUGCCAGCAGUCCUGCUGUGACCCGUGCCAGAAGCCCUGCUGUGACCCUUGCCAGCAGUCUUGCUGUGACCCAUGCCAGCAGUCCUGCUGUGACCCUUGCCAGAAGCCCUGCUGUGACCCAUGCCAGCAGUCUUGCUGUGAUCCUUGCCAGCAGUCUUGCUGUGACCCUUGCCAGAAGCCCUGCUGUGACCCUUGCCAGCAGUCCUGCUGUGACCCAUGCCAGAAGCCCUGCUGCUGCUGCUGUGGCCAGCAAUGCGUGCGGACUUGCUGCUGUGGCUGCCGCCCCUGCUGUUGCUCUGGAUGUCUGUCUUGCUGCUCCUACGUGGUGAAGAAGAAGCCUGUUGUGGUGUGCUGCAGCCCUGUGAAUUACUGCUCCCCCAUGAGAAAGUAUUGCAUUCCCAUCCAGCAGUGCUGCACCACAAUCAAGAAGUGCUGCUGA
Molecule: messenger RNA, 912 nt
Organism: Cygnus atratus (black swan)
Lineage: Eukaryota; Metazoa; Chordata; Aves; Anseriformes; Anatidae
Product: keratin-associated protein 5-1-like
Exons: 1
Coding region: 1-912 (303 amino acids)
Source: RefSeq, a predicted model, not a curated record